AUGGAUAAUUACUCCGACGAUGGCUUUGACGACCUCAACCCCAAUGCUCUUCAGGAGCUGGAGAACAAUGCCAUACAGUUCACUCAGGCCCAGACCCAGGCCCCGCCACGGACACAGCAACCUGCCGACAACCCCUACAAUGACCUCGAAUUCGAGGACGACGACCUUGAUGAUACCGAAUUGAUCGAUGGCCUGCUUCCGCAAGCCCCCGUCGGUACAUCGACGAACACGGGACCGAGACCUUACCAUCAAAAACCACCCUUGCCAGUAGCGAACCGACCCCCGGCGGCCCCGAUCCCGCCAUCGUCACGAUGGGACAUCUCCGCGAAGUCAAGAUACACCGUUGUCAACACGACGCACGGCCAGCCCCUGGCCUCACAGAUACCACCUCCCAUAGGCGCAUCAUACAGACCACAACACAGCCAGUUUGCUCGUCCUGCGCUGCCGACAGUCAGGCCGGCCUAUCAGCAGCCGCUGGCUUCUCAGGCGCCGCGGGAGUCGGGAAACGAUGUUGUUGCUGCUAUGCAGCAACGUCUGAAGGCUCUCGAAUCAGAACUCUACUCGGCCAAGGGAGAAGUCGCCAUCAUCAGGGCAAACUCGUCCAAGGCGCAGCAGGAAUACACCACAGAGGUGGCCAGGCUAAAGAAACAAAACGCUGAACAGGAGGCAAAGCAGCAGAGGCUGGUCGAGCAAGCCGUCGCUGCUCAGAACAAUGCCGCUACUGAAUUGCAAUUUCUUCAGCGAGAUGUCAAGGAAACCAGUGCUCGAGCGAGGCGAGCGAAUGCGGCGCCCGGCGUGCAGAGGAACGACAGCGGCGGCUCUGCCACGAACACGCCGAAGAAGACCAGCAAGACCUGGGGCAUGGCCGACGGCUUUGACGAGAUGGACAUUGUUCUCAGCCCCAGCAAGGGACGAGGCAAGUUGAGGGACGCCGGCCCCGUGGCCAUCCCACUCACCGAACGGACACCAACAAAGAACAAGCGGAAACGGCCUGUGGUGGACAGUCCCGUCAUGGCGUUGGAAACCCACGAAGGCGACCUCGUACAGUCGAAUGCUGAUGCAGGUGCCACGGCCCCGAAAUUAUUUGCGGUAUCGUCCGCGAAUACCCUCCCAUUCGAUUUCCUUCAGCUCGUUCUCGACCAUGGGUCUCUGCACGGGGAGCCUCCAACAUUCGAUAUUCUCUCGCGCUAUGCCUUUCCAUCAGACCCAGACACCUCGUUUGCCGCCCAGAUUUAUCAGAGCUUGCCGCGAAUGGGGAACGUGCAUGAUCCCCUGCAGCUCCUUAUCGACUUUUCUCACCUCAUUCUGACAAUGUGGCACCAGUGCCUGGACGAGGCGUAUUAUCGACCGAUCUGGGACCUGGUGUCGCUUCUGGCGUUUACACUUCAACUCCAGACUGUGUCAGUGGCACCCAACCUCAUCCACAGCCUGGUGCCAGCCGCAGAGAGGUCCAUGUACAUGGUGCUCGAACUGCGCUACAAGAGCACAGACGGUGAUCUUUCCGGUGACCCCGCUGCUGACUCGCUGCAGCAGCAGAUCGACACGACGCACAUCUUGUCACUCCUCCAUCUGGCAGCCAUGGCAAGCGUGAGCGCAAUCGUUCAGACGGAAGAGGGCGCUCAGACGCAGCAGGCCAACUUUUGGAGCAUGAUGCCCGUGGACUUUGUGCUGAUCUUCUUGACCCCAAAUCAGCGGCUUGACGACAUCCUGGGCAUGAUGGACCUAUUGUGCACCUCCGUGCUAUCUGCCUCGGUCGGCCCUCUAGAAAUGGGCAAAGACCCGGAGACGGUCGCCUACAUGAUCAUCGAGAAGCUCACAUGCAACCUGCUUGACCUGCCACGAACGGCAUCAACGCCCCGUCUGAUUCACACGGUCGGAUCGGGGGUCCUGCGCACGCUCACCGCGUUCACUCAGUCUCAGUUUGGGGCGCUCCAGGUUGCGAAUCAUGUUAAUGCCAUACCCAGACUAGUGACGACUCUGAGUGGUUUAGUGGACGAGCUGUACGAUGCCAGUGAUCCUGUUGUCACUGAGACUCCGGCUGGCAGCGGCGGGAACCGUGCGGCAGCCCAUGCACCGGCGGGAGAUCUGGGGGCCGACAACGCGGACGACGCGGACGACGACCUUGGGGGUCUGCACCGACUGAUCAAGCAGAUCGUACUACUCCUGCACCGGCUCGUCGCUGAUCCGGCGACAGCAGACGCGGCCAACAUUCAAUCCAAGCUGGCCAUGGCAUAUGGAGGGCCGCAGCGGUACAUCCUCUCGCUGUCACGCAUUCAUUUCGCAGAGGAAGACUUGGUGUAUGAGGCGGGCAUCGACGAGGAGACGGCCGAAUUGGCGCGCGAACUAUGUGAAUUCGUCGUGACCCCUGACGAAGGAGAGGGUGUCAGGGAGGCCUUCGGCGUUUGA
Molecule: messenger RNA, 2406 nt
Organism: Verticillium alfalfae VaMs.102
Lineage: Eukaryota; Fungi; Ascomycota; Sordariomycetes; Glomerellales; Plectosphaerellaceae
Exons: 2
Coding region: 1-2406 (801 amino acids)
Source: RefSeq, a predicted model, not a curated record